Salarias fasciatus (jewelled blenny) is the source of this 1413-nucleotide messenger RNA. Its product is annotated as matrix metalloproteinase-19-like. Gene Ontology annotation, molecular function: zinc ion binding; metalloendopeptidase activity. The record is from RefSeq and is a predicted model, not a curated record. Lineage: Eukaryota; Metazoa; Chordata; Actinopteri; Blenniiformes; Blenniidae. Gene Ontology annotation, biological process: collagen catabolic process; proteolysis; extracellular matrix organization. The coding region runs from base 1 to 1413 and encodes 470 amino acids. Gene Ontology annotation, cellular component: extracellular matrix. The transcript has 9 exons.
AUGGAGCCAUGGUGUAAAGCGGGGAGGAGACUGGAGGUGAUGGUGUUUCUGAUUCUGAUGACAGCGGCUUCUUCUCUGGGCCUGAGUGGAAACCGCCUCCCCGAGGCCGUGGCUUAUUUAAGGAAAUACGGUUAUCUGCAUGUUCCCCUGAACGGUGAAGGCAAAAACCACCAAGCAGAGCAGAUCGAAGCAGCUCCGAGACUUUUCCAGAAAGUGACAAACCUUCAGAUAACGGGAAAGCUGGACGCUGCCACUCUGGAGAUGAUGAACAAACCUCGAUGUGGCCUGGAAGAGUCUUUCAACAGGAAGUCUCUCAGAUAUCAGGUGGUGGGCUACUGGCACAAGAGGAAGCUGACCUACCGUAUCUACAACUACGCCCCUGACCUGGGCCAGCUGCAAACCCGCCUGGCCAUCCAGAGAGCUUUCAGAUACUGGAGCGACGUGUCGCCUUUAACGUUCCAGGAGCUGCAUCGAGGCAGAGCAGACAUCAAAAUCUCCUUCCACAGAAACGACGGGUCGUGUCCGGUGCCCUUUGAUGGGCGAGGUCAUGUUUUGGCUCACGCCGACGCCCCCGAGUCGGGCGUCGUGCACUUCGACGCCGACGAACUGUGGACCGAAGGGGAGCAGAGAGGCUCCAAUCUGAGGAUCGUGGCGGCUCAUGAGAUUGGCCACGCUCUGGGUCUGGGCCACUCUCAGUUCUACACAGCAGUGAUGGGGCCCAUAUACAACGGCUACAGCUCCCACUUCCAGCUACACCCGGACGACAUACGAGGGAUCCAGGCUCUGUACGGUAGGGCCAGAACAUGCAGCGCUCUCCUCUUCUCAGGUAAACCGGCCGCUCCAGAUCCAUGCAAGGCCACUCUGGAUGCAGUCAUGCUGGGGCCUUUGAAUAAGACUUUUUUCUUCAGCGGUCAGUACGUGUGGACACUGUCCGGUCGGGGCUUCAACGCUCCCGUCCUGACCUCGGCGCUGUGGAGGGAGCUGCCGGCAGGCCUCGAUGCUGCUGCUCACUCUCAGCGCACAGGAAAAUCCUACUUUCUGAAAGAGGACAGAGUGUGGAGGUACACAGGCUUCACACUCAACCCCGGCUUCCCCAAGCGUCUGUUCGGCAUUCCUGGAAACAUCGAUUCAGCUUUUUAUUUCAGCAAGAAUAAAACCAUGAUCUUUUUCAAAGGCUCUGGAUACUGGCAGUGGGAUGAAGUCGCUCCAGCAGACUUCAGCUCGUAUCCCAGACCCAUCGGGGAGCUUUUCCGUGGAGCGCCGAGUCACCCCGACGCUGCCUUAACGUGGACCAAUGGUCGCGUUUACCUGUUCAGAGGAGCUCAGUACUGGCGAGUAGACCAGCAGCAGCAGGCUGUGGAGAGAGACUACCCCCUCAGCAUCCCCUCACGAUGGAUGCAGUGUGAGGCCUGA